AUGGUUCCCAACACAGUGACACAACCAAAGAAGGCCACCAAGCAGGGCAAGCCACCAAAACAACCAGCCAAAAAGGCCCGCACAAGUGCAGCUGUCCAAUUUCAGGAACCAUCUUCUGCCCAACCCUCGGCGGCCUUGGCUGUUCAAAAUGUCAACGGAUUACCAGAAAAUGGCAAUGACUCCAAGCAGCAACAGAUCAACUCCUGGCUGAAGGAAGAACGAGUGGGAAUUGCGUUGUUGGCAGAGGCCAAGAAGUUUUGGCCUUCUAUCAAUGAAGGUCAUGGUUGGAGUGACAGACUCCGCCAAGCUACGAUGAAGUCCAAGCAAAAAGGGUUUUACUUGUUGGUAGCUUACAAUCGGCAUCAGGACAGAUCUGCUGCCACCUUGGCGGUACAAUGGGGCGGGUGCAUCACAGCCGUUUUUAACCAAGUGGCGCACAGGGCUAAGGAAGCUGACAGAGACCCCACGGGUUUAGGACGAUGGGCCUAUGUUCGUCUCCAAGGAAGGAAGUUGAAAGCCCAUGGGGGUAAUGUUCAGGACUCUUUCAUUGAGGUAAAUGACUUAGUUCGUGGUCCGAUCUCCAAGGACUUGGUGGUGGUCUCUGCAUAUCGUCCCAACAAGCAAGGCCUCGGUAGAUCUACAGUAUGGGCACAACACAGGCUUCACUUUCAUGCAGUGAAUCGAAAAGUUAAUCCAAGGAAAGCCUUUGUGGACGAUCUUUGUAAACAGAUCACCAAAUGGCGUGAUGAAGGAUGUGAGGUGGUUUUGGGUAUAGAUGCCAACGAGGAUGUCACUGUUAACGCACCCCAGUCUAUCCGCCACCGCUUCCGGGCCUGCGGUCUUGAGGAGGCAAUCCUAAAACACCAUCCACCACAAGUGACCCACCAGCGCAACUAA
Messenger RNA from Cylindrotheca closterium, 897 nucleotides. The record is from the annotation of a GenBank genome assembly. NCBI's taxonomy places the organism in Eukaryota, Bacillariophyta, Bacillariophyceae, Bacillariales, Bacillariaceae.